AUGCGUGCAGCAGUUAGCAUAAUCCUGUCGAGUCCUGUGCCCGACGUCAAGAUGUCUCACCCAGACUAUGAACAGACAGCACACGAUCACGCAGCAUUGUUAUUACUUCUAAAGCCUGUUGGCGUGAUAAUAAAGCAGAAAACUGUAACAAGAUUAUGCGAAAGAAUUGUAAAGAGUGGCAGUAGAUUCACCGUAGAUUCUGCCGGGGUUACCAGGGAAAUCCUCGCCAGGUUCGUUAGGGAGCAUCCUGUGGAAAAUAAUGACUGGGGGGAUUUCCAAACACACCGAAGAUUGCUCGGCUUGAUAACAUUUGGCAAGUACGACAGUCAGACAGAGCUCAACGAACUAUGCAGGCUACAUGAGACAUUGAAAGUGAAGUAUAGUGCAACACUCUACGACUCUAGAGCGAUACUUUUUGGUCCAGAAGAAUCGAGUAAUCGGAAUCAACCACCAAAGUCAUUCACGACGCCGUCAAACUUUAAAACACGAGGAGUCUUCUAUGCUGACGAAACAUGCCCUGAUCUGGAGGGACAAAUAGCGGAGUGUCUGAACUCCCUUUUCUGGAUAUUGGAAUCAAAGAGGCUGGAACGCACCAGAGAAAAAGUGGACAGGGUGUCUUUGCUUUUGGCCCCCUUCGAAAAAAAGGACUUCAUUGGUCUGGACCUCGAAUCUAGGAACAAUAAAAAGAGAUGCCUGGGAAGAAUGACAAAACAUUUAGGGGAUUUAUGUCUUCAAGCCGGAUUGCCCGGAGAUGCUCUGAAUCUGUACAACUCUGCAGCUAAUAUUCUGCAGGCAGUCAAUGACUGGCUGUGGCUCGGAGCAGCGUACGAGGGGUUGUGCUCUGCUUCGGUCCUAGUACUAUAUCCUAACAUGUGCCGAAGUCUUCCAUUGCAGCGAAACUCGUCCUUGCAAGAAGGAAGUCCUGGAAAACAAAGAAGAGGCUCACAGGCAGUUGCAUCAUUACCUCCAGCACCUACAGCUGAGAUCGCGAAAUCUACUAUGCCUCACAUUUUGGCUCCUGAAGAGAUUUCUAAAAAAUACUGUGACGCCAUAGUCCACUACAGUAAAUACCAGAAUGCUGCCAUCAUCGAGACCGAAGCGAGUUUCAAAGCAACGAGAAUAUCGAUCGAACAGAACUGCACACUGCAAGCAGCAUCGUUCCUAAACAACGUGAUAUUUAUCAGCGUUACCCUAAGCGAACAGGAGAAGAUUGAUCGUUUCACAACACUGUCUGAAUUAUAUGCUUCCUUUGGCUUCGCAAGAAAAUCUGCGUUUUGUUUAAGACUCGCAGCAACUCGACAUGUCUCUCAAAAUAAUCCUAAUCCAGAUUGGCAACAAUGUUACAAUUUAAUGUUGCAAGCUACGUCUGGGUUUAAAUUAUCCCUUGAUCCCAUAGAUAUGCCAUUGGAUGGGCAGAGAGGUUGGCCUGCAAUACAGAUUCAGGUGAUAAACGAGUUGGUGGCUGCUGCCAAUCGAAUGGGCAAUGCAGCACUGACAACUCGUCAUAUGACGUUCCUCCUACAAACAAUGUACAACCAUUUGACAGCAAAUGAGAGGAGAGACACUGCGUUACACCUGCAAAAUGUUUCACAGCAGUGUGAAGGAGCACCAGUCCCUCUGGUCCUGGACUCUGGUAUUGUAAUUCCGCCAGCUAACCUCACAAACAUCCCAAAGACGAAAUCCUUUGCUCUAAAGAACCUACAGCCACAUCUGCAGCCGCAGAAAAUAGAGCGCAUUAAGGAGGACCAUGGACCAUUCCUAUUCACUCCGAUAAACUUUGGCUCGCUGGAGAGGAAAAACAUUUCGAAGAGCAAAGUUGAUUACUUGUGGGUCGAAGGAGACAUUUGCGAAGUCUCUAUGCAGCUGGUCAAUCCCCUUCCUUUUGAGCUGCGAGUUUCAAACAUGCGUUUGUUAACCAGUGGAGUGGUCUUUGAGUCAAUUCCUGACACUGUGGUGUUGCCUGCAGAGUCCGGUCCAAUGGCUGUCACAUUAGCUGGAACACCGAAAGAAGUCGGAGAACUAGAGAUCCUCGGCUUUAGCACACACACACUUGGAGUGAAAUCAAAUUGUAGGUUAAGACACAUGGAAAACAUGCCGCACCCACAAUACAUUGUGGAGGUGGUUCCAGUUCUGCCAAAGAUUGACGUCGCAACAAGUCUCCCCCAAACUGCCAGUUUUAGUUCUGGAGAAAACAUCGUGACCAGUGCCAGUGUAUCUCUAUAUGGCGGUGAAAGUGCAGAGUGCACCGUAACCAUAACCAAUGUGGGCCAGCUGCCGGUUGAAACAGUAGAAGUGUCAGUUCAGUCUGCUUUGGACACAGCCACGGAAAAGAAGAUCUUUAAAUGGAGCGAGGAGAAUCUCAAGACUCAGUUACCUUUACUUCCUGGAGCCAGUGCAAGCCUGACACUGUAUCUCUAUGCGGUGACAGAGUUCAUAGCUCCUACGCCUCGAAAUGAUGUUAGCAGUAGUGCUUAUCUAAGCCAACCUGGCAGUUCCAUGUCACAAUCAGGGCAUAGCUCGCUGCCUUCGAGGCUGAGCUCCCCUUCGCACCACACUAAGAGACAGUCUGACCUAACCUCUUCCUUUCGUUCUGGUGUCAGCUCGCAGUCAGCUCACUCUUCGCUAGCUAGCACUCGCCUAUCGAAGCUGGCUGUUCCUUUACAUGCUUCAAACGUUAUCGAAGGUCAAUUAAAGAUUAAGUACUCUGGCAGUGCUGGCCUUGCAGCUGGCUACUGCCGAAUCUCGUCGGUCUAUGUGACGAUAGAACUUUUGCCCAGUGUGCGAAUCACAAAUUGGGACGUGCUUCCUGCUGAGACGCCUUCGCAAUUCUAUCUCGUACUGGAUGUAACUAAUAUGACCAACCAUGAAAUGGAGUUAUACUAUACACAGAGUAAAUGUAUUUACAUGGAAGGCAGGGAACCCUGUCGGAUACCUGUACCUGUCGAUCGCUGUCCAUUAAACAAGCUCUCUUCAACAAAUGAAGUUGCUGGCAAUGCAGAGCUGCAAAAAGUCUGUGCAGAGCAUAUAGCUUCGCUUGUGGACCUCCGAUGGCAGCUCCUGGGUACCGAUCUAACAGGAAAGGCCACUUUGACUGGUAUUACUUUAACCCAGGACAUGCUUGACUUGGUCAGAAUGAGUCCACUGCAGUGGGAGAUCACAAUAAAUGACAGUGCAGUCAAGGCUCAAGAUGAGCUGAGCUGUACUCUUGGAGAGUGUGUUAGCAUCGGAGUUGGAGUGUGCAAUGCUCUUGAGCAUCCACUUGGUGACCUCACAUUGUCUAUUAACUUUUAUCAGGAUCACCACAAUGGAGUUAACAAUUAUAGACUGGAUACUAGAUUGUCCAUUGCUGGAGCAAACAAAGUUAUGUUGCCCACGUUGCAAGAAGCUGGACGUGCGUAUCAUGAGUGUCGAGUGGUAUUCUUUACUGCGGGUCAAUACAAACUGGACAUCCAGUGUAGUAGCAAAGAGUCAACGGCUGAUACCUCAACAUUCUGUACAGAGUUGGCUAACGCUGGUCAUGUCUGGCGAUACAUACCACCGAUCGAAAUUACAGUCGAUGAUUGUUAA
Orussus abietinus is the source of this 3567-nucleotide messenger RNA. It is a transcript of the gene brun, whose product is annotated as protein brunelleschi. Lineage: Eukaryota; Metazoa; Arthropoda; Insecta; Hymenoptera; Orussidae. The transcript has 12 exons. Bases 1 to 3567 code for a protein of 1188 amino acids. Gene Ontology annotation, cellular component: trans-Golgi network. The record is from RefSeq and is a predicted model, not a curated record.